This is a messenger RNA of Syngnathus typhle (broad-nosed pipefish), 2163 nucleotides long. RefSeq names its product UDP-glucose 6-dehydrogenase (gene ugdh). Gene Ontology annotation, cellular component: nucleus; cytosol. Bases 211 to 1758 code for a protein of 515 amino acids. Gene Ontology annotation, molecular function: NAD binding; UDP-glucose 6-dehydrogenase activity. The transcript has 13 exons. The record is from RefSeq and is a predicted model, not a curated record. Lineage: Eukaryota; Metazoa; Chordata; Actinopteri; Syngnathiformes; Syngnathidae. Gene Ontology annotation, biological process: glycosaminoglycan biosynthetic process.
UUUGAUUACUGUAUCCAUCGUAAAGCUUUUAUUUUUUGUACGUCUCGAAAGGAUAAUGCUUUUACGCUGAAGGGCCACACACCGGAAGCUUGCGUGCCUACGUGAGUUGUUGUACGUCACAUUAAAUGUUACUACGCUGACAGAGCCGCGUCUCAGUCAUCAGUGGAAACAAGGAUUGAAGCGGUCGACUUGUUCACAACCCUUUCGAAGAUGUUCCAAAUAAAGAGAAUUUGUUGCAUCGGUGCUGGCUAUGUGGGAGGCCCAACAUGCAGUGUGAUUGCACAAAUGUGUCCAGAAAUCAUAGUGACUGUCGUUGAUGUCAACGAGUCCCGAAUCAAAGCCUGGAACUCAGACACGCUUCCCAUAUAUGAGCCUGGCCUCAAAGAUGUGGUCGAAUCAUGCAGGGGGAGGAACUUAUUUUUUUCCACAGACAUUGACUCAGCCAUCAAGGACGCUGACCUUGUUUUUAUCUCUGUAAACACACCCACCAAGACCUACGGCAUGGGGAAGGGCCGUGCCGCAGACCUCAAGUUCAUUGAAGCUUGCGCUAGGAGGAUUGUGCAAGUGUCUGAUGGCUACAAGAUCGUCACAGAAAAGAGCACUGUCCCUGUACGAGCAGCUGAGAGUAUUCGACAGAUCUUCGACGCCAACACCAAGCCCAGCCUUAACCUACAUGUGCUGUCCAACCCGGAGUUUCUUGCGGAGGGAACGGCAGUGAAAAAUCUGAAGGAGCCCGACCGCGUCCUGAUUGGUGGAGAUGAGACAGCAGAGGGUCAAAGGGCUAUCAGAGCAUUAUGUGCCGUGUAUGAACACUGGGUGCCCAAGGCCAGAAUCAUCACCACCAACACGUGGUCAUCAGAGCUGUCCAAACUGGCAGCCAAUGCAUUCCUGGCGCAGCGAAUCAGCAGCAUUAACAGUAUCAGUGCGUUGUGCGAGGCCACCGGGGCCGACGUGGAGGAGGUCGCCACGGCCAUUGGCAUGGACCAGAGAAUAGGGAGCAAGUUUCUCAAAGCCAGCGUGGCCACUAAUUUCGGCUAUGACGUUCAACUCGACACCCAACCAGAUAAGUCCGAAUCGGGUUUUGGUGGAAGCUGUUUCCAGAAGGAUGUGCUCAAUCUGGUUUAUCUGUGUGAGGCCCUCAACCUGCCUGAGGUGGCUUCCUAUUGGCAACAGGUGAUAGAUAUGAAUGAGUACCAAAGGCGGCGCUUUGCCUGCAGAAUCAUUGACUGCCUCUUCAACACGGUGUCAGGCAAAAAAAUCGCUCUGCUCGGCUUCUCUUUCAAAAAAGACACGGGCGACACAAGAGAGUCAUCCAGUAUCUACAUUUCCAAGUAUCUGAUGGAUGAAGGGGCCAAGCUGUUCAUCUAUGACCCCAAAGUUCUGAAAGAGCAAAUCAUUCAGGACUUGUCCCACCCCAGCAUCUCAGAGGACAAGCCAGAAAGAGUUUCAGAGCUGGUGACUGUGACCAGUGACCCUUACGAGGCUUGCCAGAGUGCGCAUGCAUUAGUCAUCUGUACCGAGUGGGACAUGUUUAAGGAGCUGGACUACGAGAAGAUUUACAAAAAGAUGCUGAAGCCAGCCUUUAUAUUUGACGGUCGCAGGUUGCUGGACAACCUUCAUGCACACCUCCAGGACAUUGGCUUCCAGAUUGAGACCAUAGGGAAAAAAGUGACGGAAACACGAAUCCCCUACACUCCCGCUGCUGUAUGUCCCCGCAUCACUUCCAGCGAGCCUCCUGCCAAAAAAAACAAAAUCUAAGGCUGUUGGCACGUACCACAUUCCUCCCUCAACUUUUUGAUUGGACUCUUGUCAAAUCCUGCCUUACAAUCUAAACAAGCCAGACCAGCCAUGUGACUUACGGCUCUGCCUGCCCGUAAUGGGCUGACGAUAGAGUUCGAUUUUCAGUCCCAAAUUUUGACUGUGGUCAUGUAAUGGUUGAACUUCUGCAAACACACAAAUAGUUUAUUGAAUACACUAGUAUUUAUCAAGCUGUUUUACAUGUAAAUCAAGAAUGUCAUGACGUAGUGUACUUUUAUUUUUUUUACAGUCGCAUUACAACUGUUUUUAGGACAAUUUCUAACUAUUUUUAUAAAUCCUAAUGCUGUAAGUGUCCGCUAUACCCGUGACUCAAAGGGCCAAUGCAAUAAAAUGUCAACUCACAAA